Messenger RNA from Numida meleagris (helmeted guineafowl), 2658 nucleotides. It is a transcript of the gene NOBOX, whose product is annotated as NOBOX oogenesis homeobox. The transcript is spliced from 7 exons. Gene Ontology annotation, biological process: regulation of transcription by RNA polymerase II. Gene Ontology annotation, molecular function: DNA-binding transcription factor activity, RNA polymerase II-specific; RNA polymerase II cis-regulatory region sequence-specific DNA binding. The coding region runs from base 170 to 1882 and encodes 570 amino acids. The record is from RefSeq and is a predicted model, not a curated record. Lineage: Eukaryota; Metazoa; Chordata; Aves; Galliformes; Numididae.
ACCCCAGCGCUCUGGGUUACACUUUUCCCUCAGAGGGUCGCUGGCGCCGCAGGUGGAUUUGAUGAGCUGGCUGGUCUCGCUGCCCGCAUAGGGCUCGCUGCUGGGUGGGGCAUUAACAAGGCUGCGCCCUGCUGUGGUGGGCUGGACGCACAGCAGCCGUCGAGCCGGGAUGGACGGGGUGGGCAUGGAGGAGGAACGAAUGCCGAAAGGGCUGGAGUGCAAGGACAGGAAAGAGGGCUUAACACUGAAAACUGAGCACUUUGUGGUAGAUGCUAAUUCUCUUGGUGGACAUGGUACAGUGUGCAAUGCAUUGUUUACAUCCCAACAUGCAACUAUAAAAGAAGUUGGGGAUACCCUGGGUACAGAAGAUAAGACCAGCCUUGUGAAGGAGGAAGGUGGCAGUUACUGCAUGCUGCAGGAAAGUGGGUCAACUUCUGAAAACUCAACGUCCCUACCACUCAACCUUGCCUCAGUGUGCAGGCAGUUGUCAGAUUUCCACAGCAACACAAAUUCUGUGCUUCCUCUUCGCAUGGUUAAGUUUGCACAGGCACCCACAGAUAAUUCAGGUUCACUCAAACAGCAUGAAGGUUAUUACUCUGAUGUGACUGAAAAGGAGGCCAAGAAGAAAAAAAAUGAUGGCAUAAGUGGAAUGUGUGCUGAGAAAGCAUCUAGUGCAAUCUCUGGAGACCUCUGCAGGCUAGCACUGUUAGAGGAUGUAUAUGGCCCAACUACUUGCAGGUCAGUGCUCUGCACUUCAGCCAGUACUGUAGCGCAGGAAUCCUACAAUGUAUCUUCAUUCCUGGAAUCUGGAAGUAGCCAUGGUGAGAACAAGCAGAAAAAAGAUCUACCUGAGAAUCCAGAAAUUCUACCACCAGUCAAGAAGAAGACACGCACCUUCUAUAAUGCAGAGCAGCUAGAAGAGUUGGAGAAGAUGUUCCAGGAAGACCGCUACCCUGACAAUGAGAAGAGGAGAGAGAUAGCAGCUGUGGUUGGGGUGACACCACAGCGUAUCAUGGUCUGGUUUCAGAAUCGCAGGGCAAAGUGGCGAAAAACAGAGAAGUUGAAUGCCAAAGGUGGCAAAAAAUACUCAACAUCAGCGGCUCUGUCAGUCCAUGCUGGGUCAGAGAGUUGUGGGGCACCUCUUCUGCCAAUGCCUCCAUUGCCUGACCAGUCUGCCAUAUUAAGUGUAAACACUACAGCUGGGAACUGCUCCAGCCUGCUCAGUGAGCACUCUGCAUUGCUUUCUUCCUCCUCAGGCUCUUCAGUGACAGGAAUGAUGGCAUCUUGCGAAGCAGUUCAGACAAAAGCAUUGCUGCAGCUUGACUUCAGUUCCAGCAGGGUGGAGUGCUUCCCCAGCCUUCCUAGCCCUCCACCCAUUCGCAGGGCCAGCCUCCCUCUCAGUCUUUCCUUCAGCCCCUUUAGUCACAUUGUUCCCUUCAUGCUGGAUGCACCCAACAGUGAAUGCAGCUCGUCCAGUCAGGAAGUCAGCUCCAAGGAGGCCUUCACUUAUAGCAUCCAGAAUCAAGGCUUGUGUUCACCGGUUUCCCCUGAGCAGCUGGAGUUUACAGGCAGUCUAGAGACCCCAUACUGUCAGUAUGGCAGCCAGGGUGGAACUUACCAGCUGUCCCAACAUCCCCAGCAGCACCAGUACUCCCAGUUCCACCGUCUGCCAUUUCAGCCACCCAGCAAUGUCUCCAGUGUUCACCUCACUUCUACAACACCAACCGAGUCCAAUGCAGCUUUCCUUGCCUUAUCUGGUAGCAGUGGAAUGGUAACCUAUAGGGCAGCAGGAGCUGCAAAGGCCUAUGUACAAAACCACGUGGGGGAACAACUUGUUUUACAGCAGCAGAAUGAAAACUCAGGUAAAUUUCUGAAAUCUUGACAUCUGACUCCUCAAGAGUAAGUGUCACCUGAAAGCCUCAGGGUGAUCGGUGUUUUCACUGAUGACUGAGAGGAAGAAGGAAUGUGCAUAUACAUGCAUAAUAUAUACAUAUUGCCUAUCUUUUUCUCCCCUCCCCACAAUCUUUUGUUCUCUUAAGUGUUUGUGACCCAUUAAUUUGAAUCCAAAUUUACUUCUUAGGUUACAUGUUAAGAGAGAAUAUUACUGUGUGUGUACAUUAGGUACUGUAGUGGUUUCAUCUGAAUUGGAGAGCAACUUGCCUUUUUCAGAAGAAUACUGAGCAAACUAACAUGCCUAUUGUGUAAGGUAGUGGUCAAGAGUGAGAAAUAAAAAGGUGUCACAGAAAACUGAGUAGUUGUAGGAAACAAGAAAAAUGGGGUUCCAAAUCUGCUGGGCUUCCCCAGAGAUCAUUUUGAAAGAACUUUAUGUAUCUUAGGGUAGUACAGUGAAAGACAAUCAGAGAUGGGGGGGGGCAUGAGAAUUUUGUUAUGGCUUCUUUUUUUUAAUCUCUGAUGGGAAUUUGUGAUACCACCUAGAAAAUUAUGCUGAAUUGCUUUAUUCUAAGUAACCAGGUAGAAAUGGCGAUAUUGGUAUAGGUUUGUGUCAGUGAUUUGUAUUCUGAAUUUGUUCAAGUCCUGGUACAAUCAAAAGAUAAGACUACUGCAAUUUAUUUACUUUGUCUGUCAGGUUUGUUAAAUUAAAAUCAGUCUAAAAAACAUCUCUCAUCAAAUAAGAGAAUAAAAUGCUUUCAGACUACA